Perca flavescens (yellow perch) is the source of this 366-nucleotide messenger RNA. Its product is annotated as glycoprotein hormone beta-5-like. Gene Ontology annotation, cellular component: cytoplasm; extracellular region. Bases 1 to 366 code for a protein of 121 amino acids. The record is from RefSeq and is a predicted model, not a curated record. Lineage: Eukaryota; Metazoa; Chordata; Actinopteri; Perciformes; Percidae. Gene Ontology annotation, molecular function: hormone activity. The transcript has 2 exons. Gene Ontology annotation, biological process: regulation of thyroid hormone receptor signaling pathway; G protein-coupled receptor signaling pathway.
AUGCAUCUUCAUCCCCUGUCCUUCAUUUUCCUCCUCCUCCUGGUUGCCGGGGCAGCCGCACUGCAUGGUUUCCGAGGCUGCGCGGUGCGAGAGUUCUCUUUUGUGGCCCAGAAGCCUGGCUGCAAGGGACUGCACAUCACCACAGAGGCCUGCUGGGGGCGUUGUCAAACCUGGGAGAAACCUGUGCCAGAUCCCCCCUACAUCCAGCGACACCACCGCGUGUGUACGUACAAUCGUUCCCGCCACAUGACCGCCCGCCUGCCGGGCUGCCAGCCCAACGUCUCCCCUCUCUACCACUACCCCAUGGCUCUGCACUGCCACUGUGCCGUCUGCUCCACACAGGACACAGAGUGUGAGACCUUCUAA